AUGGCGACUCUUCUCUCUGUCUUGCUUGCGGGCUCUGCCCUUGUCAGCGCCCAGGACUUUAGCGGUGGUUCAAGAGGCGAGGAUGCAUUCAGUUGGGUCCAGCCGGUGAACACUACUAUUUUGACCGAGCAUGGCUCUUCGCCGGCCGUCUAUCCCUCCCCCAAUGCAACCGGGGCCGGUGGUUGGGAGGAGGCCCUGCAAAAGGCAAAGGAGUUCGUUGCUCAGCUUACCGUCGACGAGAAGUCCUACAUGGUCUCGGGUCAACCCGGUCCCUGUGUUGGCAACAUCGCCGCCAUCCCUCGUCUCGGCUUCCCUGGUCUUUGUCUUCAUGAUGGGCCGUUGGCUAUCCGUGUAGCGGACUAUGCUAGCGUCUUCUCUGCAGGCGUGUCCGCGGGAGCGUCUUGGGACAAGGCCCUCAUGUACGAGCGCGGUCACGCCAUGGGUCAGGAGUUCAAGGGCAAGGGCGCUCACGUCGCGCUCCAGCCCGUUGCUGGUCCUCUGGGUCGCUCUGGCUACGCCGGCCGCAACUGGGAGGGUUCUGCUGCUGACCCUUACCUCGCGGGUGUCUUUAUGAGAGAGACGAUCCUGGGUACCCAGGAUGCGGGUGUUCAGGCCUGCGCAAAGCACUACAUUGGAAAUGAGCAGGAGACUCAGCGCAACCCCGUGUUCGACCCGAAUGGCACCGACACGGAUGUCAUCUCUGCGGCCAUCUCUUCCAACCUCGACGACAGGACCAUGCACGAGCUCUAUCUCUGGCCGUUUGCAGAUGCGGCACGCGCCAAGGUUGCAUCCUUCAUGUGCUCGUACACGAGGAUCAACGGUAGCUACGGCUGCCAGAACUCUGCGGCAUUGAACGGUCUGCUCAAGACGGAGCUUGGCUUCCAGGGUUACGUCAUGUCUGAUUGGGGUGCAACCCACACUGGUGUCGCCGGCAUCGAGGCUGGUCAGGAUAUGGAUAUGCCUGGCGGUCUCGGAGCCUAUGGCACUGCUUUUGCUGAGGAUGUCCCAGGACGCAUGCCUUCCUUCUUUGGCGGCAACAUCACUCUCGCCGUUAAUAACGGUUCUUUGGCUGAAACUCGCGUCGAUGACAUGAUUAUCCGCAUCAUGACGCCUUUCUACGCUCUCGGCCAGGACAAGGAUUUCCCGACUGUCGACCCCUCGUCCGCUGAGCUGAACACCUUUUCCCCGGUCAGCACUUGGAAGAUCGACUGGAACCUCACUGGUGAAGCCAGCCGCGACGUUCGUGGCGACCACGCGAAGCUCAUCCGGAAACACGGAGCGGCGGGUACCGUCCUGCUCAAAAACGUGAACAACGCGCUUCCCCUCAAGGCCCCCAAGAACAUUGCCAUCUUUGGCAACGACGCUGCAGAGCCCACUCAGGGCCAGCUCAACCAAGUAAACUACGAGUAUGGCACUCUCGCGGCUGGCGGCGGUUCCGGCACCGGCCAACUAACCUACAUCGUCACUCCUCUCCGCGCCCUCCAGGACCGCGCCGCCUCGGACAACGCCAAAAUCGUGCAAUACUGGCUCAACAACACGCUCAUCGCCGACACCGACAUCGACACCCUCCUGAUCCCCGACCGCCCCGAAGUCUGCAUCGUCCUGCUCAAGACCUGGGCCGAAGAAGCCGCCGACCGCGCCUCCCUCCACGUCGACUGGAACGGCGACGCCGUCGUCGACUCGGUAGCCUCAAAGUGCAACAACACCAUCGUCGUCACCCACUCCUCCGGCAUAAACGUCCUCCCCUGGGCCGACCACCAAAACGUCACUGCUAUUCUCGCCGCGCACUACCCCGGCGAGGAAUCCGGCCAUUCGCUCGUAGAUAUCCUGUACGGCGACGUCAAUCCCUCGGGACACCUGCCGUACACCAUCGCGCUCAACGCAACGGAUUACAACGCCCCGCCUACCACGGCUAUCAACACGACGGGCGUGUACGAUUGGCAGUCGUGGUUCGACGAGAAGCUCGAGAUCGACUACCGGUACUUCGACGCGCACAACAUCUCGGUUCGAUACGAAUUCGGGUUCGGCCUGAGCUAUACUUGUUUCGCCUUCUCUUCCCUAGCCGCUGAGCCUCUUGCGGAGAAUAUUUCCGCGCUGCCGGAGAAGCUGGAUGUAGUGCCGGGUGGGAAUCCGGCGCUCUGGGAAGCCGUGUAUAACGUCUCUGUUAGCGUUAGCAACACGGGGCCUGUGGCGGGGCAUGCUGUUCCGCAGCUUUAUCUUGGGCUUCCGGGUAGUGCGCCUGAGGGUACGCCGCCUAGGCAGCUGCGCGGGUUUGAGAAGGUUUGGUUGGAGGUUAAUCAGACGAGGACGGUUUGCUUUGAGUUGAUGAGGAGGGAUUUGAGUUUCUGGGAUGUUGUAAGUCAGGAGUGGAAGAUUCCGGAGGGGGAGUUUACGGUUGGUGUGGGGGAGAGCUCGAGGAAGAUAGGCGUGGAGAAGAUGGUGGAGGUGUUGGGGGGUUAUUGA
Molecule: messenger RNA, 2463 nt
Organism: Didymosphaeria variabile
Lineage: Eukaryota; Fungi; Ascomycota; Dothideomycetes; Pleosporales; Didymosphaeriaceae
Exons: 3
Coding region: 1-2463 (820 amino acids)
Biological process (GO): glucan catabolic process
Molecular function (GO): beta-glucosidase activity
Source: RefSeq, a predicted model, not a curated record